Molecule: messenger RNA, 2147 nt
Organism: Gadus chalcogrammus (walleye pollock)
Lineage: Eukaryota; Metazoa; Chordata; Actinopteri; Gadiformes; Gadidae
Product: B-cell receptor CD22-like
Exons: 8
Coding region: 327-1631 (434 amino acids)
Source: RefSeq, a predicted model, not a curated record
UAUGACUAUAUUCAUACAUCCAUGCUAUAUAUGUUCCCCGCUGGUCAACUGUAGGUGACAACUAGUUAUUUUCAGGGUAGCUGAUAAAUGGCACUGCCUGUUUAUUGUGGUCUGGGUGAAUAUCCUCUGUCUACAUUGCAUUUGUCUCUGGGGCCCAGUAGCGCAUGGUAUUCAUGCAGUUCAUAUUAACUGUGUAAAGAGGAAGGAAGAGCUUGAACACAUUUGUUUGAGUUAUUAUCUUAAACUGCAGGCAAAGACGUUUCCACUGACUUUUUCUGUCACACCAGCUACCUCCUUUACAAACAACGCCCUGAGAGAAACAAACUAUGAAUCUUAGAACAGCUGCAAGAGGCUUUGUAGCUUUCCUUCUGUCAGUACCAGCAUUACAGGGUUACUCUAACUGGGCAGUUACUUACCCAUCUAGUAAUAUCUGCGCUCUGAGAGGAUCAACAGUUGAAAUCCGCUGCAAUUAUAAAUACCCUUACGCAAAUACAGUGGAGAAAAAACUCUGGUUUACAAAUAUACACAAUGAGCCAGUUGAUCUGAAAGAUGAUACAGACUAUACAGGUCGUGUUAAAUACAGCUGUGUUGAGCACAGGUGUUCCUGGAGCAGCUGUACUGGAACAUGUACACUGAGAAUCGAAAACCUGACACAGAGUGACUCUGCUGAAUACAAGUUUAGGAUUACAACAAACAAUGAAGGGGCAUAUAGUGGUGUCCCUGGAGUGAAGUUAUCAGUGACAGAUCUCCAGGUGAAAGUGGUCAUUCCUCCUUCCAGUCCUAACAGGGUACAGCUGGAAUGUCACAGUAUGUGUCAUCUUACUGGUUAUGUUACAUACAUCUGGUACAGGGAUGGAACUCGACGACAUCAAGGAAGGUUCACCUGGUUCAACAUUAACUCUGAAUACAGGACUUCAUGCGCUGUUCAAGGAUCCGAACAUCUCCCCUCUCCAUCAGUGUACGCUCCAGAGACCCCCUCAGUGGGAGUGACUCCCCCUGGUGUAAUAAAGGAGGGCAGUUCAGUGAAUCUGACCUGCACCAGCGAGGCCAACCCAGUAGCAAAGUACACCUGGUCCAAGGUUACUACAGGUCAUCCCCCCGGACACAGUGUCAAGGACACUGGACAACAGCUUUCCUUUCAUCCCAUCCAGUCUUCAGACUCUGGACAAUAUCUCUGCACAGCUGAGAAUGACCUUGGGACAAAAACUUCGUCCCCCAUCUCUAUUGAUGGGAAAUCCACGCCAUCAUCAUUACAAGCAACUGUGGCUGCAGGAACUGUAGCUGUUUUACUAGUGGCCACCAUACUCCUCCUAAUCUUCCUCUGGAUGAGAAGAAAGAGGGCUUCUAGGAAAGCACGUGGCCAGGGAGGAAGGCCAGAUACCAGGCAGGAGUCUCCUCCGUGUCCUGUGUAUGACAACGUCUCAGCUCUGACCAAUCGCUCGGCUUCUGCAGCACAGAGAGAACCAAUAGAAGAGCAGGAUGACCCUCACUAUGCCAGCAUCCACAUCUCUCGCUCAAAGAACCAGGAAGUGCCUCGUGGGUUUGCUGGUGUUGUGGUAGAGUCUGAUCAUACAGAGCAGGUCCUUUACUCUGCUAUCAACCUUAAUAGACCCAAGGCUGUCCCUGAGUAAGCACUCCUGAUAGUUCUCAAAGAUCAACUUUGUGGCUUGAGACUUCCUCAUCAAGUCAUUUAUAAACCGUGUAGAAUUUUUAGAGUUACUUAACUUCUCUUUAUCUUUUUUUAAAUUUUUUAGUAAACUGAUGUCAGAGUUGUAUACCACAAUCAACUAUAUGUCCCAGAAAGUGCUUUUUUUUUUUUACAUAGAUUCAGCUUUAAAUGGGUUUUAAUACAAUUUCUAGCCAUACAAUUGUAUGUUAUUGUCAUAAUCUUCGUUUAGCAUUUGUAUAGUUUGUUUUGUUGUCAGUUUCUAAGAAUAUUCUCUAUUCGUUUCUAAAAAACGCUUUCUAUCAUUGCUUUGUUGGAUGAUGUGGGAGCUGCUAUCACUGAUAACCAAACAUGGUUGACAUUUAUUUUAUUCUCAGUGGAAAAUGUAAUAUUACGUUUGUUUCGACAUUAAAAUGUGUUUGAAAACAUGCCUCGCGAGAAAUGUGCUUUUUAUUGUCAUAAUCUUCUUUCAGUGCUUGUA